CCUACCCAUUUUAGGUAGGGCGGUGGAAGCUGUUGGGGAAUAUGACGACAUGUCAAGGUUGAACAGGCGACUAAGAAGUGCUAGAAUAUCUGGAGAGUCCAGACAUUGGAGGAGCUCCAACUGAUCCACUUUGAGAGACCAAGACUACUACCUAUAGACUAUACGGGCUGCGCCUUGGUUCACGAAGCGUCACCGUGUGAUACUAGGCUCGCCUAUAUACCUGAGUGUCUAUAUAUAACAGGUUUGAGUACCCGCUUCCCUAGCUUGGGCUGUCAGUCAUUCCACGCUUUCUCUUUGUCAUUCUUUCAAUACUCCUCAACCCUUCAAAAUGAGGCAGUUUUCAUCUUUCACUCCUGGGCUCCUAUCCUUAGCUUCGCUUGCUACACUCACGCAAGCGGAGUUAGGAAAGGUUUAUUGGAAAGGACCUUGUGGCCUAACUAAUGCUACGGGUAUCAGUGAAAGUGCGCCUAUGAUCUGUGGAACUCUUGAAGUGCCAUUGGACUACACAGACUCUCACUCCACUGAUACUUUAACCCUUGAUCUUGCUAAGUGGCCGGCAACCAAGAAACCAGCUGCAGAACCUAUCUUAUUCAACUUUGGGGGUCCUGGUAUAAAUUCUUUCGAGGGCCUUGCAUUAUAUGGAGACGAAUUCCAAGCUAUCCUGGGAGGUAAUAAUGAUUUGAUAACGUUUAACCCUCGGGGCGUUGGAAACACCAUUCCGUUCGCGUGCUAUAUAAGUGACGCCUCUAGAAACCUUGCGUCUCUUCAAGCUCCGGCGGACGGCACGGCGUCCAACACAGCCCGGGGAGAAAUAUGGGCCCAGAGUGCAAAUAUUGCACAGGCAUGUUAUACUCUGAAUAACCGGACUGGAAGCCUCAUUGGCACCAGUUUUGCAGCGAGGGACACGAUGCAGGUCCUUGAUGCUCUCGAGGGAAAACAUGCUUUGCUGAACUACUGGGGAUUCUCUUAUGGCACGACGGUGGGUUCUGUCAUUGCAGCCAUGUUCCCCGAAAGAAUGGGACAUGUGGCACUUGAUGGUGUUGAUAAUCCAGCUGAGUACCUGAAUGGACAUAAUCCAUAUGCAACAGAGGACGCCGACAAGGUUUUACAAGGCUUCUGCCUGGGCUGUCUUGCCGCGCCAAACCUCUGCCCUCUAGCGAAAAUGUACAACAAUGCCACAAACUUAGAAACCGCGAUUUAUACAAUACUCGAAACGCUCAAGUUCAAUCCCAUCCCAAUCCCAGACCAGGGUGGCCUUGUGACUUACAGCGACGUCAAAGCCAUCAUCUAUAACGCGCUAUACGUCCCGAGUGCCUGGCCCAUGACCUCAGAGCUCAUUUACUACGUACAGACCCGGAACACCACCGUCCUUGGAAAUCCCAAGGUAUACAAGACCUUAAAGUCAUACGGCAUGUCAGCGUCCUUGACUUCAUCUUCCAGCGAGAUCCACACAGGUGUCACAUGUUCCGACAAGGCGCGACAAGGCAGCAUGAAGGAUGUGCUACCGUACAUCAAGAAAAGGGCAUCCCUGAGCAAAAUAGCAGGUGAUGGCUCUAGCACUGACACAAGAUGCGCACAAUGGAAUAAGAAGAUGUACGCCAAGGAACGUUACACCGGCGACUUCAAUGUGAAGACAGCUCACCCUUUGUUGGUGUUAAGUAACACCUACGACCCAGUUACUCCGCUUUCAGCAGCGAAGAACCUGACCGCUACCUUUGAGGAGAGUGUCUUGCUCGAGCAGAAUGGCUACGGUCAUACUACUUUGUCUAUGCCGUCCCUUUGUAAGGCUAAGGCCGUCCGGGCUUACUUUAAAAAUGGAACGUUGCCCGCCGACGGGACGAUUUGUCAGACCGAUGUGCCUCUUUUUACGAACUUGACGUAUGCAGAUUUGUGGUCGAAGAAUUUCAAAAGAGGUGUUGAGUCUGUGGAAGAUGCGAACGUUCUCAAGGCCUUGAUGUCGGUUCGUGAGAAAAUGUCUCGACGCAAGCUCUGGUGA
Messenger RNA from Aspergillus alliaceus, 1996 nucleotides. RefSeq names its product alpha/beta hydrolase. Lineage: Eukaryota; Fungi; Ascomycota; Eurotiomycetes; Eurotiales; Aspergillaceae. The transcript has 6 exons. The record is from RefSeq and is a predicted model, not a curated record. The coding region runs from base 329 to 1996 and encodes 555 amino acids.